CCGGCGCACGACGCCGCUGCCUGAUCACAAGUCGCGGAGCCCAACCGAACCCCACGUGGCUGCUGUGACCAGCGCUGGCCGGCGAGUUGGCCCCGCGGCGGCGAUGGCGGAGAAGAAGCUGCUGCUGCUGCCGGUGGCGGUGGCGCAAAAGCACGCGCACGCGCACGGCGUGGGUGGCGGGGACCGGGUGUGGGCGCGCCCGUGGCGGUGGGCCAAGACGGCCUUCUUCCUCGCCGCCAUGCUCGCCUCGCUCCUGCUCGUCUGCGCGCCGCCGCUCCUCGUCGUGCUCCUCGACCUCGCCCUCCCGCCGGCGCUGUUCUCGGCUGCCCUCCGCGCCGGCGACGGCUACGCCUCGUUCGCCUCGGCGGCCGUGGCCCAGGCGCGCGCCUUCGACUUCCGGUCCUCGCUCGUUGACCUGCCCGCCGUCUCCACCGCGCGCGCCCUGCUCAUCCUCUGCGCCUACGUGGUGUGCGGCGGAGGCGGCGCGUACCUGUGGGUGGUCGGGGCGUGCGCGGCCGGGUCCGUGUCCUACGUGCUCGUCAAGGCCGCCACCGUGCUCCCCCGCCGCGCCGCGCUGCAGGUGGGGGGCGAGCGCGCCGUGACUGCGGCGGGACCGGAAGCCAUGCUCCUGCUCUCGCUGGCGCUCGCCGCCGCGCACAUCGCCGCGGCGUACCGGACCAGCUGCCGCGAGCGCCGGCGCAUGCUCGUGUACAGGAUCGACGUCGAGGGCGCCGUGAGGCUAAAAGGAGGCCAUCAGACACCCAAAGGGCUGAAGGCCUGAAGCAGCGUAGCGUCUGACACUCUGCUCUCAUCCCCACCAUUAGAUCCGCGACAUGGACACACACGUACGUAGGCGCCCGGCAGAUUAGUUUCCUUUAGGCUCCAAGCAAAAUUUUGAUCGAGUUCCUCUUUGUCAUGUGUACACUAAGAUACGUCCGUCACCGUGUAAUUACUGUCACUUUCGCAAGUGAACAUACUGUAAAUACUGAAACAGCCGUGCUUAAGUACCCCCGGCCUCCUGCGAUGCAGACGCAGGACGAGCUGUUGUGUUCAA
Molecule: messenger RNA, 1054 nt
Organism: Panicum hallii
Lineage: Eukaryota; Viridiplantae; Streptophyta; Magnoliopsida; Poales; Poaceae
Exons: 3
Coding region: 104-781 (225 amino acids)
Source: RefSeq, a predicted model, not a curated record